Messenger RNA from Daldinia childiae, 1251 nucleotides. RefSeq names its product Transcription factor vib-1. Gene Ontology annotation, molecular function: DNA binding; DNA-binding transcription factor activity. The record is from RefSeq and is a predicted model, not a curated record. The coding region runs from base 1 to 1251 and encodes 416 amino acids. Gene Ontology annotation, cellular component: nuclear chromosome. The transcript has a single exon. Lineage: Eukaryota; Fungi; Ascomycota; Sordariomycetes; Xylariales; Hypoxylaceae. Gene Ontology annotation, biological process: meiotic cell cycle; positive regulation of transcription by RNA polymerase II.
AUGGACACCAGUCAGUAUGGAAAAUCCGGGGGGUCGCAUAUCCCUCCGCUUCUAGCAAUGAGCACAAACGGCCAGCUAGUGUACAGCGAUUCCGGGGCGCCCAUAAAGAUUGACAUCCACGGAACUAUCGACAAAGGUUUCUUCAUGUCAGAGGGAGAUUGGACGUGUUACAGGAGGAAUUACUUCUCCUGCAUCUGCUCAUACGGUUUGUCGCCGUAUUCGCCCAAUACGACGAUGCAGUAUGUUCCUAGCGGAUCGUCAACAUCUUAUCAAGUAUUUGGGUUUGCGAUGUGCAUUUCUGCCGUGGUUUCCGACAGUGACUCGCACACAAUUGAUUUGGUGCAGCAUACACCAAAGAGAGAUAAAGGACCGGUACAGAAACCGGAGAAAGUUAGGCUUACACCGAAGCAGCCACAGCAAACACCGCACCCAUUACUAUAUCAAGACCAUCACGCUAUGCCCGGAAGUUCGAGACCCUUGUACGAAAGUGGUUAUGGGCAGAGUACGCAGGGGUCCUACCCAAGCGAGCACACGUUCGAAAGGAUCCAAUUCAAGCAGGCGACGGCAAACAAUGGUAAACGAAGAGCGGCUCAGCAGUACUACCAUUUGGUUGUGGAGCUAUACGCAGAUGUGGGAAAUCAAGCCCAGGAUCAGUUCAUGAAGAUCGCAUCUCGGAAAUCUGCAAAGAUGAUUGUAAGAGGGCGCUCCCCUGGGCAUUACCAAACAGAAAGGCGUGGGAGCACCAGUAGCGGACCCGGUGGAUCAAGUGGAAUGGGCGGUUACUCCGGAUCCCAAGUAUUAGGGCCAGAUUACGGUAGCUCGGGCGGUCCUUCGCUUCUUCCAGGCUCGUACGCCAGCGGCGGAGCGUACGAUCCAAGAUCGGGGCAUUAUGGGGGGACUCGCCAUCACGAGCUACCAGCGGAGCCGAUCAUCCCAACCGAGGAAGCCAAGGCUAUCGACAACACAAGGGAGUACCAAUACUAUCCUGCGCCUAUCUACGAAGGUACCGAUGCGAGACAGGGUGUUGAGAUGUUCUCUCACCGAGGCGAGCCGGACAGCUUAAUGACUUCGGCCCCACCGGCGGGAGACUCGAGCUCGUCGAAAGUCAAACACGAAUACGACGGUCCCCUUCCGAGUAUUCUAUACAACCCCGGAAAUGCUUACUACCGGGGCUGCAGUCGGUUUGAAGGGAAGUCAACAUCGACAGGUUAUUACCCAACCAUGCCGACCAUGCUUCCCCAAUCUGGGUGA